CCGAUGUUGGCCAGACUCCUGUGAGGGUAGGGCAGCAGCUAGGGAUAAACUUCAGAGCUCUUCAAACACAGCCUGGCUUCUUCUGCAGAAGUCACACAAACGCAGCUCAUCUGGAUUCCUGAGUCAAGUCAGAUCUGUACAGGUCUGUGUGCUCUUACUGUGCCUGAUGCCGUGGGAGCUCUUCACUGGAUCUGUUCUCGGCUCUUCCAGCGGGAAGGUUAGGAGCUCAACUCUACUACCAGAAAUCUCUUUUUCUCAAGGGAGCUGUGUCUUUCCGCUGCCAUGGGUCAGACUUCUUCCACAUCUGAUGCAAAUGCCCACAAUAUGGCCUCCAGCUUUAAUGCAUUUUUCAAAACUUUCAAGAUGGAAAGCAAAGUCAUUUCUGAGGAGACCAUCAGUUCAGUCCAGAGGUUUAUAGAGCAAGGGGACAUACAGAAGACAAUUUCUACAAUCAAUGCUGCUUUGGCAGAGGUCGAGAAGGCCCCUCUGAGCAUUGCCGUGACGGGGGAGACGGGGGCAGGAAAGUCUACUUUCAUCAAUGCCCUGCGGGGCAUAGGACAUGAAGAGACUGACUCAGCUAGGAGCGGAGCGGUAGAGACGACAAUGGUUAGAGAGAAGUAUACCCACUCGAAGUUCCCUAAUGUGACCAUCUGGGAUCUCCCUGGGGUCGGCUCAACUACCUUUAAACCAGAAGAAUAUCUGAAAAAAAUGGAGUUCCAGGAGUAUGACUUUUUUCUCAUCAUCUCAGCCACUCGCUUUAAAGAGAACGAUGCCCAGUUGGCCAAAGCCAUUAAAAAAAUGAAAAAGAAUUUCUAUUUCGUUCGGACAAAAAUUGAUAGUGAUUUGUGGAACCAGAAAAGAUGUACACCCAAGACCUACAGUAGGGAAAAAACCCUGGAGACUAUCCGGAAAAACUGUGUGGAGAAUCUCCAGAAGGCCGGCACGGCCUUCACGCAUGUCUUUUUAGUCUCUAGCGUUGAGGUAGCCUGUUUUGAUUUUCCUCUCUUGGAGUCCACCCUUUUGAAGGAGCUGCCGGCGCACAAGCGCCACAUCUUCAUGCAGUGCCUCCCUAACGUAACCGAGGCAGCUAUUGACCGCAGGAAAGACGUCCUGAAACAGAAGAUCUGGCUGGAGGCUCUGAAGUCUGGAGCAUCGGCCACCAUCCCUCUGAUGGCUUUCUUCAAGGAUGACAUUGAGGAGCUGGAGAAGACCCUGAACCACUACAGGUCUUGCUUUGGGCUGGAUGACAAGUCACUGGAAAACAUGGCCAGGGAUCUGUCCCUGCCUGUGGAGGAGCUUGAGUCCACCGUUAGGUCACCUCAUUUGCUGUCCUGUGAGACGGGUGAGUCUGUGGGGGACAAGCUGGUGAAAUACCUGGAGAAAGUGUUUGCCGUCACCGGCGGACUCAUAGCCACGGGCCUUUACUUCAGAAAGAGCUACUACCUGCAAAAUUAUUUUCUUGACAUAGUGACUGAUGACGCUAAGAUUCUACUGAAGAAGAAGGUUUUCUUAGAGGGGCGUGAGGACUCUGAGCGAGGCUGUAAAGAUGGGGAAACUGGAAAGACGGCUUAGGGUGUUCCUGAAGCACCCUGGCCAGGCUGUGAGAACUUGUAAGACUUGGUGACCCUUGUUGGGAAAGCAGAGGACUCUGGAAUGUUAUGCUGUGUGGCAGUCAUGUCGUGGCUAGCAUGAGUCUUAGCAAAAAUAUGCCGGCACAAACUUUCUGGGCACAAAGUUUUCAGUAAUGAGUUUUUUUUUUUUUUUUUAAGGGUCUCACUAUGUAACCAUGACUAUCCUAGAACUCUCUGUAGACGAUUCUGGCCUUGAACGCACACAGAAAUCUCCCUGUCUCUCUCUCUCUGCCUCUUGAGUGGUAGGAUUAAAGGUGUGUACUACCACACCUGGAAGAAAUGAUUUUUUUUAAAAUUCAUGUACCCAUGGCUUGCCUUGCCUUUGUGUGCUCUACUGAGCACACUCAUGAGAUGAAGGACGUCUCUGUUCCUCUUAUGGUUGGGAUCUGUUCAGUUCAUAUAACAGAGGAACAGAAGACAAAAGAGAACCCGUGUCUGAGUGGAAGUGUUUUUUAAAGUACUUCCUCAGAGGUGCAAGGACACAAGACAGGGAUGUAGUCUUAGAUUUGCACACAGGAGGUUCAGAUACUCCUCA
This is a messenger RNA of Microtus oregoni (creeping vole), 2166 nucleotides long. Its product is annotated as T-cell-specific guanine nucleotide triphosphate-binding protein 2-like. The transcript is spliced from 2 exons. Gene Ontology annotation, molecular function: GTPase activity; GTP binding. Gene Ontology annotation, cellular component: endoplasmic reticulum membrane. Gene Ontology annotation, biological process: cellular response to interferon-beta; defense response. The coding region runs from base 283 to 1572 and encodes 429 amino acids. NCBI's taxonomy places the organism in Eukaryota, Metazoa, Chordata, Mammalia, Rodentia, Cricetidae. The record is from RefSeq and is a predicted model, not a curated record.